GCAGCGGGGGUUGGGGGCUGUGUGGGGCUCGCUGUGGGUCCGAGGAGGGCGAGCAGUUCGGCCGGCGGGCGGGCAAUGGCGGGGGCCGCAGCGGGCGGCAGAGGCGGAGGUGCCUGGGGGCCGGGUCGCGGAGGGGCCGGGGGGCUCCGGCGGGGCUGCUCUCCCCCAGUCCCUGCCGGCUCCCCCCGGGCUGGUCUGCAGCCGCUCAGGGCCACCGUCCCCUUCCAGCUGCAGCAGCCGCACCAGCGCCGGGACGGGGGUGGCCGCGCAGCCAGCGUCCCAUGCAAUGUGGGCCCAGAAAAACCAGGGUGGAGGCCUCAGCCACCCCAGGUCCGACGUACAUUCUCCUUGGACACCAUCCUCAGCUCCUACCUUCUGGGCCAGUGGCCACGAGAUGCUGAUGGGGCCUUCACCUGCUGUACCAAUGACAAGGCCACCCAGACCCCCCUAUCCUGGCAAGAGCUUGAAGGCGAGCGGGCCAUCUCCUGCACACACAAGCGCUCAGCAUCCUGGGGCAGCACAGACCACCGGAAAGAGAUUACCAAGUUGAAGCAACAGCUGCAGAGGACGAAGCUGAGCCGCGGUGGGAAAGAGAAGGAGCGGGGCUCCCCACUGCAAGGGGACCAUGCCGUGCGGGGAGCACGGAGGGCGUCCCCUCCCAGCUUCCCCGCAGGGUCCCCUGUCCUGAGACUCAGCCCCUGCCUGCACCGGAGCCUGGAAGGGCUCAACCAAGAGCUGGAGGAGGUGUUUGUGAAGGACCAGGGUGAAGAGGAGCUGCUGCGGAUCCUUGAAAUCCCUGACGGGCACCGCGCCCCAGCUCCCUCCCAGAGCGGCAGCUGUGAUCACCCCCUCCUCCUCCUGGAGCCUGGAAACCUUGCCAGCUCUCCCUCCAUGCCCCUGGCAUCCCCCCAGCCUUCUGGCCAGACCAGCCGUGAGGAGCACCGGGGUGCAGCCGAGGAGCUGGCAUCUGUCCCCAGCGACAAAGCUUCCUCUCCAGGCCACCCCACCUUCCUUGAAGAUGGCAGCCCAUCUCCAGUCCUUGCUUUUGCCGCCUCCCCUCGGCCCAAUCACAGCUAUGUCUUCAAACGGGAGCCCCCAGAAGGCUGUGAGAGAGUACGGGUGUUUGAAGAGGCCACGUCCCCAGGUCCUGACCUGGCCUUCCUGACUUCCUGUCCUGACAAGAACAAAGUCCAUUUCAACCCAACCGGCUCGGCCUUCUGCCCCGUCAGCUUGAUGAAGCCCCUCUUCCCCAGCAUGGGCUUCAUCUUCCGUAACUGCCCCUCAAGCCCGGGAUCCCCCCUUCCCCCUGCCAGCUCCAGGCCACCGCCUCGGAAGGAUCCAGAGGCCUCCAAGGCCUCCUCACUGCCCUUUGAGCCGUGGCAGCGCACCCCACCAUCAGAAGAGCCUGUGCUUUUCCAGAGCUCCCUGGUGGUCUGAGGGAGCUUUACCUCCACUUUACCAUGGAGACCAGUGCCUUGGUGGCAGGACCCUCCCUAGCUCCCCUGAGGUGGGGGAUGAAGGAGCCCUUCCCUCUCGGCCUUUGAGCACUUUCAUUUAUCGUGUCAAAGCCCUGGGUCCUCUUUCUGAUGAACACUGGCCCCUUCAAAUGUGAGGGGACCUGCUUUGUCCACUAAUAGCUGGGCAGCUCACAAGUCACACCUGUGUUCUUGCCACCUCUCUCACUUGGUGGAAAACUCACCCAGAAGGUCUUGGGUCUCCCACUCCUGGGUAUGAGUCCAAAGGGCUGUGUACGGGACCCCUGUCUUUAUCAUGGAGUGAGCUGGCCAUGGUUGAAGGAGAGGAGACACCACAGAUUUCCCUCCCUCUCCUUCAGACAUAGACAAGGAGACCCAAACAGAUACCCCCAUCCUCUCAGUCCCAUCCGCAUGCCACCUUCUCACUAGAGGAGCUGACCAAAGCAGCCUGAAAGGGGCAUGACACUUGACCAAUCCAGCUGCUGGCAGAGGGGGAACCAGGCGUUUUCCCAAGUGGCGUUUUCAUCUCGCUUUCACCCUAAGAUUGUCUUAAGUAGCAGCCCAGCCUGCCCAGCCCCAGGUGGGUCAUGGGGGAGAGGGAGAGCUGGCAUUCCUCUGGGUGGCAAGUGGCGACUCUCCACCCUCCACCUUCCCCAGGACUGGGUUGGAUUAGGAAAAUGCCUAUUUUUCUUGUAUCGAUGUAGAAACUCUAUUUUCUCCCAAAGACACUAUUUUUGCAGCUGUUUGAAGUUUGUAUAUUUUCCGUACUGCAGAGCUUACACAAAAUUGAAGAAGAAUGUUAAUGUUCAAGUUUUAUUAUCCUGUGUUUAGAAGGUUUUUUUUUGUUUUUGUUUUUUUUUUGCAGAUCUUGGUGUUAAUAGACCAAAUAAAUAAGUAUUCCCAGCAGCUUGA
Messenger RNA from Capra hircus (goat), 2387 nucleotides. It is a transcript of the gene FAM117A, whose product is annotated as family with sequence similarity 117 member A. Bases 76 to 1437 code for a protein of 453 amino acids. The transcript is spliced from 8 exons. NCBI's taxonomy places the organism in Eukaryota, Metazoa, Chordata, Mammalia, Artiodactyla, Bovidae. The record is from RefSeq and is a predicted model, not a curated record.